AUGUCGAUACCUACAGCGCUCGCAAGAGCCAACGAGAUCAGGACCCCUCCCNCACCUGGCGCUCCUUAUAGUGUUGCCCUCGAAGGAAGCGAAGAGUCGGGACGUAGCAAGAUCUACAGACAUUGGAGAUUCAAGGAUGGUCUGCUUCACACCUUGGACCNNCCCAAAUCACGUCUGCGCACGACUUCUUUGAAAGGACAGAACCGCCCCGAGUGGCAGAUUGUUGGACCCGACACAACCGAGUACAUCAUCAACCAUUCACGAUUAGCUGCUGUUGCAACUUCGUUGAACCACAUCCCAACUCUGCUCAAGCUUGCUCCACACUGUCCCACCCUCAAGAUCAUCGUCUCGCUCGACCCCCUUACCUCGGGCUCCGAACUCCCAGGAACCUCCAAGGCCGAUAUUCUUAAUGCUCUAGCUUCUGAAGCUGGCAUCAAGGUCAUUUCCAUCCGUGAUGUCGAGGCCAUGGGCGAGGCCAACCCGAGCCCCUACAAUGUUCCCCAACCAGAAGACAUCGUCACCAUCAACUAUACCUCUGGUACGACUGGUCCCCCCAAGGGUGUUGUUUUGACCCAAGCGAAUGCUGUUGCCGCAGCUUCGGCCUCCAUGACUCUGGUAGAUAUGCGCGAUAACGAUGUUAUGUGUUCUUACCUGCCGCUAGCUCAUAUCUACGAGCGCGUGACCGAGGGUUCUGCUCUUUGGGCUGGCAGUGCUAUUGGAUACUUCCACGGCAACAUUCUGGAGCUUGUCGAAGACUUCAAGCUUCUCCGUCCUACCAGCUUGAUCAGUGUUCCUCGUCUGUACAACCGCUUUGGUGGUGCGAUCAAGACGGCCACUCUCGAAGCAUCUGGCGUUAGAGGAGCUCUUUCAAGACACGUUGUCUCGACCAAGUUGGCAACCUUGAACAGCCCUGAUCCUAAGCAGGCUACAAACAAGCAUGCUUUCUAUGAUCGCAUCUGGGGCAGAAAGGUCACAGCUCAGCUCGGUCUGGAUCGCGUCAGAGCUAUGGUGUCAGGUUCGGCUCCUAUCGACCCAUCCCUUCAGCAAUUCAUGAGAGUAGUGUUCGGAAACAGCUUCCUGCAAGGUUAUGGUCUGACCGAGACAUAUGCUAUCGCUUGCGCGCAAGUCGAAGGCGACAUGACAGCCGGCAACUGUGGUGCAGUUAUGCCUACAACCGAGUUGUGUCUCAUGGACGUGCCAGACAUGGAGUACUUCGCAUCCGACAAGCCAUACCCCCGUGGCGAGCUCUUGGUUCGCGGACCUACUGUGUUCCGAGAAUACCUCAAGAACUCCGAGGAGACGCAGAAGACACUCCUUCCGGAUGGCUGGUUCCGUACCGGUGACAUUUGCUUAGUGGACGAGCUUGGUCGCUUCAAGAUUAUCGACCGCAGAAAGAACGUUCUCAAGCUGGCACAGGGCGAGUACAUCUCGCCCGAGCGCAUCGAGAAUGUCUACCUCGGCAACACAACCUGGUUCUCUCAAGCAUACGUGCAUGGAGACAGCGACAGAGCAUUCUUGGUCGCCAUCUUUGGCAUCCAGCCUGACACCUUUGCAGGGUUCGCAAGCAAGGUGCUUGGUAAGCAGCUGGGUGCAACCGACAUCAAGGCCCUCGAGGCGGCAGCCCAGGACGUCAAGGUCCGUCAUGCCGUUCUCAAGGAGCUUGAUAAGAUUGGCAAGAAGAACAAGUUCAACAGCUACGAGAAGGUGCGCAAUGUGCGACUGAUGGUUGAGCCUNUUACUGUCGACAACGAACUCCUCACACCUACACUCAAACUCAAGAGACCCCAGACCGCGAAGAAGUACCGCGCUAUUAUCGAUGAGAUGUACACCGAGGCCGAGGCACAGAGCAGUGCCAGGGCCAAGUUGUAG
Messenger RNA from Aureobasidium vineae, 1869 nucleotides. The record is from the annotation of a GenBank genome assembly. NCBI's taxonomy places the organism in Eukaryota, Fungi, Ascomycota, Dothideomycetes, Dothideales, Saccotheciaceae.